Molecule: messenger RNA, 1030 nt
Organism: Brassicogethes aeneus
Lineage: Eukaryota; Metazoa; Arthropoda; Insecta; Coleoptera; Nitidulidae
Source: the annotation of a GenBank genome assembly
CAUCUACGUAUCUUUGAUUUUGACAGUUAACAUAACCUCAAUUUUAUAAAUUAAUAAUUUUUACCGAAAAUGCAUAAAAAUAAAGGUUCCAAAUAUCGUAACAAAAGUAAACCCGCCGUUGGGGAUAAGGCCCGUGAAACUUUAGAAAAUAUUGACGAUAACAACCCCGUUAUACAAUUAUUCAAAGGAUACGCUGCCGAAUUGGAUGAUAAACACGAUAGAUACGAACGAAUUGUUAAAUUGAGCAGAGACUGCACCAUUGAGAGCAAAAGAAUAAUAUUUUUACUACAUAAUGUCAACACUGAUAUUGAAAGUAAGAGAGUUACAGUAUUAAACGAAGCACAAGAAAGACUAAAUGCUUUGAUCAACACCCAUUUCAAAAGUAUUGCAUUAGAACUUAAAGGUCAUGAUUCUUAUUUGUACACGAGAGCUUAUACAAGUGGUGUCCAAGAAUUUAUAGAAGCUUACACUUUCUACCAGUUCAUAUUAAGUGAAAACAUUGGGGACUGGAAAAGUUUCGAUGCUUUGUUUAAGUAUAGUGAUGAAGAAAAUGGCGAGUUUUCUUUGUUGUUUACACAGAAUGACUACAUUUUGGGACUGGGGGAUUUAACAGGGGAGUUGAUGAGGAGAUGUAUUAACACUCUUGGAGUAGGGAAUACCAGUGAAUGUUUUAAGCUUUGUAACUAUGUUAAGGCUAUAAACACCGGGUUUAUAGGGCUCAUUGCUCCAGGAAACAAAGAACUCGGUAGGAAAGCCUACACCCUAAGACAAAGUUUGUCAAAGAUGGAGUUGGUGUGUUAUAACAUUCAAAUAAGAGGUCAGGAGAUUCCAAAACACAUGUUGAUGAGUGUUAUUGAAUCAUCCGAUGUUAAGGAUGAUGAUGAUGAAGGAUAUUAUUAAGGAGACUUUCUUCACCCUUAAGAGUGAUUUUUUUUAUAAUGCAAGAUUUUGUAUCCUUGGAAUAUGGUUAAUUUAAUAUUUUUUCAUAAAAAAUAUUGUUUAAUAAUAAAAGUUCGUUUUUUAAAAAGUA